Molecule: messenger RNA, 1753 nt
Organism: Neopelma chrysocephalum (saffron-crested tyrant-manakin)
Lineage: Eukaryota; Metazoa; Chordata; Aves; Passeriformes; Pipridae
Gene: LMAN2
Product: lectin, mannose binding 2
Biological process (GO): Golgi organization; endoplasmic reticulum to Golgi vesicle-mediated transport; endoplasmic reticulum organization
Cellular component (GO): COPII-coated ER to Golgi transport vesicle; Golgi membrane; endoplasmic reticulum-Golgi intermediate compartment
Molecular function (GO): D-mannose binding
Source: RefSeq, a predicted model, not a curated record
AUGGCGCCGGGAUAGCGCACCCCGCUGCCCAGCCAGUCCCGCGGGGUCAUUGCCGGGAACGUCCCCGUUCCCGGGUCCCGUCGGGGCGGGUCACGUGUCCCGCGGGCGGCACGAGGCACGCACGUGAGCGCCCUGGAGAGGGCGGGAACUACAUCUCCCGGCAUGCCCCCAGAACCGCCGCGCACGCGCAGGGAUGAUGUUCGAACUCCUCCUCCGCCUCCCGAAGCGCAGCGGGAGCCUCUCACUCCCUCUGGCCCCGCCUCCCUUCCCUACCAUACGCGGGUAGCGGUGUCGCUCACCUCCAGAGGCGGGACCGCGGCAGUGUGUGGGUUUCUGAUUGGCCAUCGCGGUUGCGGGGCGGGGCCGGGGCGGGGCGCCGGAAGGCGGAAGCGGAGAAUGGCGGCGGGUGCGGGCGGGCUGGUGGCGGUGGCCGCGCUGCUGUUGGCGUUGGUCGGGCCGCGCCCGGCGCCCGCCGAGCUCACGGACGGCAACAGCGAGCACCUGAAGCGGGAGCACUCGCUCAUGAAGCCGUACCAGGGCGCGGGCUCUGCCGCGAUGCCGCUGUGGGACUUCCAGGGCAGCACCAUGGUCACCAGCCAGUACGUCCGCCUGACGCCCGACGAGCGCAGUCGAGAGGGCUCCAUCUGGAACCGCGUGCCCUGCUUCCUCAAGGACUGGGAGCUUCACGUCCACUUCAAGAUCCACGGAGCAGGCAAGAAGAACCUGCACGGGGACGGGCUGGCGCUGUGGUACACGCAGGAUCGGCUGGUGCCAGGUCCUGUCUUUGGCAGCAAGGACAAGUUUCAUGGACUGGCUAUUUUCCUUGACACGUAUCCCAACGAUGAAGCGACGGAGCGGGUGUUCCCCUACAUCUCGGCCAUGGUCAACAACGGGUCCCUGACGUACGACCAGAGCAAGGACGGGCGCUGGACGGAGCUGGCCGGGUGUUCCGCCGACCUGCGCAACCAGAACCACGACACCUUCCUGGCGAUCCGGUACUCCCGGGGCCGGCUCACGGUGAUGACUGAUGUGGAAGACAAGAAUGAAUGGAAGAACUGCAUCGACAUUGCAGGAGUGCAGCUGCCAACCGGAUACUUCUUUGGUGCUUCUGCUGGCACUGGAGAUCUGUCUGACAAUCACGACAUUAUCUCGAUGAAGCUGUUCCAGCUCAUGGUGGAGCACCCUGUAGAAGAUGAGACCGUUGACUGGACCAAGAUCGAGCCAAGGGUCAGCCUCCUUAAGUCCCCCAAAGACAACGUGGAUGACCCGACGGGAAAUUUCCGUAGCGGGCCCCUGACGGGCUGGAAGGUGUUCCUGCUCCUGCUCUGUGCACUGCUGGGCAUCAUCAUCUGCGCCGUGGUGGGAGCCGUGGUCUUCCAGAAGCGCCAGGAGCGGAACAAGCGUUUCUACUAAAGGAACACCUGUGCCCAAACCCAUCUUUUCUAUGGGGAGCUGUAAAAACUGUGGUUUCUAAAUGCUGUUUCUGAGAAAUACCAGAAGUAUUUUCUUACCUGUCUGUAAGUUUGGCUGUAACCCCCGCCCGGCCCUUGGCCUCCAGCAGAUCGGACCAAGGGGGGGGUGAUGCCCUCUGGACCUCCAGAGCUGUGGUGUGGGAGCCUAGAGGUUGCUCCCCAGUUUUUUCCAGUGCUCCCCUGCCAGCUGGGACCUGCUGUGCUGCCUGGGGCAGGUGUGAACAUGAGGUGAGGGGCUGUGGAGAGGGGGCUGUGAGUGGGGCAUUAAAGGACUGAUACCA